GCGCAGACAGUUCAGUUUGGACGCAGCCGCGGUUCGGUACGGUACUGCGCCCUUAAUACCGCGGUAAUCGCAUUUGCGUGCGCGUGUUUUUGUUCAGGACGAGUUCAGGAGUAGUUUGUAUCGUUUUGGUCAGCUGUUUAGAAAGGACUUUGGGUCUUUGUCUCCGUUUGGAGAUUUUUGUGAGUUACUAGAAGUGAUUCUAGAUAUUCGAGAGAUCCUCAAGAACAUAAGGAGAGUUGUUGUCAAGCGAUUGGCGUACGUAAACUCUGCGGGGGCGUAGUCGUCUUCAGCUCUCUACACAAGUUCUUGCGUUCAACGCGGCUUAGAAUCGGUCGACCAGCCUGAAACAGGAAUAAACGAAGAAGCAACACAAAAAAGUGAUGUGAAAAUUAGAAAAUCGAUGGAAUUUUGUUUAAUCCUCGUCGAUUUUGAGUGAAAUGUACGUUGUUUAUAAAUAUUUUGAACCGCCGUGCCAGCUCAAUCUCUCUCAGCUGGAAAAGUCGGUUUAAGUAGGAGGAAAAGAAGGAAAAAGAUUCAAGAAAAGUGUGUUUAUAUCUGCGCGAGGAGAUACUGUGGAUUGGUGUGAAGAAUCGCUCGAACAGCAGCGGCCACUUCUAAGGAAUCGUUGGGCAAGGAAAAAUAAGGGGGAGGAGGAUCGACCAGUAAUUUAUUAACAAUCCGUCCAGCAAAACCAGAAUCAACCGCUCUUAAGGGGUUUCAAUACUCACCUAGAAUCAUCAAAAUGUCCCGGUCGAAGAAUUAAAAUUCGAAGGAGUAAAGUCCAAAUCAACUGUGAUAAUCGUUUUGCAAACAAAAACAAACCAAAAUACUCAGUGUGAAAAAUUCUCGAUUCGUUAAAAAAAAAACUAAAAAAAACGACAAAAUGUUAAACCGGUUCCGGAUGCGCAAGGAGAAACCGUCCAAGUCGGAGAGCAUUUCGGGCACGUCGGACACAAAUGCCGCCAUCAUACAGGAUGCGGCCACCACGGAUCACCGGAAGCUCAUCCUGGACGCGGGACGAUGGGAGCGACGAUUACAAAAAGAACUUAUGUCCCUCAUCAAAGAACCGCCACCAGGAGUAACGGUGGACGAGGAAAGUGUUAGUCAAAAUUUAACUCAGUGGAUAAUAAACAUCGACGGUGUCGAAGGUACGCUGUACGAAGGCGAACAUUUCCAGCUGUUAUUCAAAUUUAACAAUAAGUACCCCUUCGACUCGCCCGAGGUGACGUUUAUAGGUUCCAAUAUUCCCGUGCAUCCGCACGUUUACUCCAACGGUCACAUCUGCCUAUCGAUCCUAACAGAUGACUGGUCCCCAGCGUUAUCCGUGCAGUCCGUGUGUCUUAGCAUAUCGUCGAUGCUGAGCAGUUGUCGGGAAAAGCGACGUCCGCCGGACAACGGAAUCUACGUGAAAACCUGCAACAAAAACCCCAAGAAAACCAAAUGGUGGUACCACGACGAUUCGGUGUAGAGCGGAGUUCCGGCGCCGAACAAAUGCACCCACACACCCAAGCUAGUAAAAAUAAAACAAACAAACAAACCCCUCGUCCCUGUUUUUGGGAGGCAAUGCAGCAGCAGUAAAAGCAAACAAGCAAAACAUCAACCAACAAGCAAGCAAAUAAGCCAGCCAGCCAGCUAAUGAUAAUAAAAUAAAGCAGCAGCAGCAGCCGAAGCAGCAAAAGAUGUACUUAUAUAUAUAGAAAUUAAUAUAUAAUGAUGAAGUACAUAUAGAUAAAAAUUCAACUAUCCUUAACAAAUUCGAUUAAACUGUAGCUCACUGUGAAAUUGCCGCGUUGCAGACCCGAUUCCGCCCGGCACAAUCCAAAACCUUUUAAUGCAAAGAUGAAAAAACCGUUAAGAACUAAUUUAGGAAAAAUUAACAUCACAGAAUAUAUCGUCCACCUAGCGAAAGCAAA
Culex pipiens pallens (northern house mosquito) is the source of this 1913-nucleotide messenger RNA. RefSeq names its product ubiquitin-conjugating enzyme E2 W. The record is from RefSeq and is a predicted model, not a curated record. NCBI's taxonomy places the organism in Eukaryota, Metazoa, Arthropoda, Insecta, Diptera, Culicidae. The transcript is spliced from 7 exons. Bases 884 to 1468 code for a protein of 194 amino acids.